AUGAAUUUCCUCAAAAGUGGCCUACAGACCGUGCUCGGGUCACAACAGUCAAGCCAGGCGCCCACGGGUGCAGAAACGGUGGAGCUGCUGGUGGAACGUGUAACAACUUCCACGCUGCUGGAUGAUCGGCGUGACGCUUGCAGAGCGCUGAAGGCGCUUUCCAAAAAGUAUCGCAUAGAAGUGGGCAUCGGAAUGAACGCAAUGCUGCAGGUGUUGGAAACAGAUCGGACGGAUUGUGAGAUUAUCGGCUACUGCUUGGACAUUCUGUGCCAUGUUACGUCCCCGGAACAGUUCGAAGAGGAAGAGGACAAUCCGAACGUGACGUCAAACAUUGGCGAACAGUUUACGGAGAUAUUCAUCAAGAACCCGGACAACGUGUGUUUGGUUCUGAGUUGCCUGGAAGAGUACGAUUUUCGCGUGCGCUGGGCUGCGAUCAAAUUGCUGACCAAUCUGUUGGCCAACCGGCCGAAGGAAAUCCAGGAGAUUAUUCUCGUCAGCCCGAUGGGCGUAUCGAAGAUGAUGGAUCUGCUCAUCGACAGUCGAGAAGUUAUCCGGAACGAUGCGCUUCUGUUGAUGAUCCAACUGACCAAAGGCAACGGUAAUAUACAGAAGAUUGUUGCCUUUGAAAAUGCCUUUGAUCGGUUGCUGGAUGUCAUUAAGGAGGAAGGAUGCUCUGAUGGUGGAAUCGUCGUGGAAGACUGUCUAAUUCUGAUGCUUAACUUGCUGAAAAACAACCCAAGCAAUCAGCAGUUUUUCAAAGAAGGCUCCUACAUUCAACGAUUGGCACCCAUGUUGGACCUUUCUCCGGAGCAGGAUCAAACGGGCAUGAGUCCGCAGAAGGUGUCGAAUCUUCACUGCAUGUUGCAGGUGGUACGUGCCCUAGUUUGUCCCAGCAAUCCUCAGCAGGUGAUUUGCUCAUGCCAGAAAGCGAUCCGUAGUUCCGGUUUGCUUUCAGCGAUCUGCAACAUCAUAAUGACGAGUGGAGUACCGCCGGAUCUGCUCAUCGAAACGAUCAAUACGAUCGCCGAAGUGAUCCGAGGCGACGGACAGAAUCAGGAUUAUUUCAACUCCGUCAUCGCACCCUGCGAUCCUCCCUUGUCGGCUAUCGUGCUACUGUUGAUGUCCAUGAUUAACGAUAAGCAACCACUUUCGUUACGCUGUGCCGUACUCUACUGCUUCCAGAGUUACCUCUACCGCAACGAAAGCGGUCAGAGCUCGCUCGUUAAGACGUUGUUGCAAUCUUCCGAACAGACGACGGCCAUCACAAGCGGCCAACUGCUCUGCCGUAGCCUGUUCAGUACCGAUCCGCUUUCGAACUGGUUCGCAGCUGUCUCGUUGAGCCAUGCGUUGUUGGAAAACUCAGCCCAAAAAGAGCAACUGUUGCGGGUAGUGCUGGCCACUUCGCACACCAGCAAACCCGUCUCUUUGCUCGAGCAAUGCAGCCAAUUGCUGCAGCAAGCGAACUGCAAGUUCCAGAGCAAAGUUGGCCUGUUGAUGCUGCUGUCCGUGUGGCUGAGUCACUGUCAGCUCGCCGUCCGUACAUUCCUCUUGAUACCGGGUACCGUGGCGUACUUGACGGGACAGAUAUCGGCCAACGAACACGGGGACAACGAGUAUCUCGUGCAGGGUUUGUGCGCGUUUCUGAUGGGAAUCUGUAUCCAGUUCAACGAUAACAGCGUGCAGGAGCACCAACGUGAGUUCCUCUGCCAGCUGCUGAUUAAACGAAUUGGCAUCGACACGUACAACAAGAAACUGGGUGAGGUCUCCAAGCACGAGAACUAUAGCAAGUCGGCCAAGCAGCCACAAAUUCGCAUUGCGGCCACCACUGAUUUGCUGUUAGAUUACGAGUUUUGUCGCUUGUUCAAAGCGCUGGAAGCGGCCAUCACCAAAACCGUGCAAGGUGUUAGUACCGGUGGAGAGAACAUUACAGAACUGACACUCAGCCAGGAGGCGUCUGGAUUGGUAGCACAGUAUAAGGACAUUAUACGCGAACAGGACAGCGUACUGCAAGAACUUCGAAAACAGUUAUCGCAAGCCGAAACCAAGGUGAACGAACUAUCUGGGGCACUUGAGCAGUCGCAGUCCAGUAACGGGCAGUUGCAGGAUCAGAACAUUUUGCUGAAGGCGCAACUGCAAGCGGCAUCAGAUUUGCGUCAACAAAACACCUCCUUAGCGUCUUCCCCGUUGCACACCGAUAGGGCGAAGCUUUCUUACUACGAGGCUGAAAACAGUCGCCUACUGAGCGAGUUAGAUCAGUUGCGGACACGAGUAAACGCGGCGGAAGGUAGGGCUAACGCAUCCAGUGGCGAAAUGGAUAAGCUGCGGAAAGAUCAGGAAGAUCUGCUGGAGCUACUGACCGAUCAGGAGAACAAACUCCAACGCUAUCGAAUGGAGCUAAAACGGGUGACUGGGCAAUCGUUCGAUGACGAAGAAGACGAUGAAGAUGAGUUGGGGCAGGAAGCACUAAAACCAGCGACAAGCAACGGAACCUCAACAAGUGAGGCUUCUAGUCAGCACCCCGGAGGAUUUUUGUGUUAACGUAGUUCGGUUGCA
Anopheles nili is the source of this 2553-nucleotide messenger RNA. It is a transcript of the gene p115, whose product is annotated as general vesicular transport factor p115. The record is from RefSeq and is a predicted model, not a curated record. Gene Ontology annotation, biological process: transcytosis; endoplasmic reticulum to Golgi vesicle-mediated transport; intracellular protein transport. Bases 1 to 2538 code for a protein of 845 amino acids. The transcript is spliced from 3 exons. Lineage: Eukaryota; Metazoa; Arthropoda; Insecta; Diptera; Culicidae. Gene Ontology annotation, cellular component: Golgi membrane; ER to Golgi transport vesicle membrane; cytoplasm.